UCUACACAUAACAUCAAUGUUGUAAGAUUACAGUCGCUGCUGAUGCUCCAGUUGGCGCCUUUCCAAAAGCCGAUGGCAGCCUGUGAUUACCUCAUGGUUUGUGGGUUGUGGUAGGAAGGCGGAUUCUGUGGCUGGUCACCUGAACGUCUCAGACUCCGCUGUUGUCGGCGUUGCCCGCAGUCUGAUGGAACGUAGGAUCUGGGGAAGCAUCAGGAAAGUGUGACAACCGUUCCGUGGAAACAGAAGAAGGUGCACCGAUGACCUAAACCGAUGAUCUGAAAGCUUGACACUUCAGGACACAUUUCGCCGGAUCUCCAUACAGGAUGUUGGCUGCUUCUACAGCGACAGGUAUGAUGGAAGGGACCCAUAGCACUCUGUAUCUGUAUCCGCCAAUCAUGGAGAGGAGCCUGGUGAGGCCAUUCCAGGAGCCCCGUGCACAUCUUCCCCUGAGACCAAUCUAUCCCCCCGGGAGCCCCUUCCUCCUCUCCGACACCAUCCCCACCCGCAGGGGCCCCUUGCACGCAUUCACCCCAAACCACCACCCCAAGGGUCCCAUGCCCAUAUGUAAGGGUCCUGAUGGCCCCACCCACAAGACCGCCGCCUCCCCUAAAGGCCUCCCAAUCACAGCCUGCCAUCCACGAGAGGAGGCGCCAACCGAGACAGGUUCACUUGAGGCUGAAGAACGUGGGUUUAAAAGGGAGAAGCAAAGUGUCAAGCAGAGCAUGAAGGGGGCCGGUUUCAGAUCGUCGUCAGGCUCUGAGCUCCGCUGGUUGGCAGACCUCCACCUUUCACCCCUCUGCUCAGAUUGCAAGGCCAGGAUCGGGAUGGGGAACCAGGGAGGGAGGCUCAUGCGUCUGGCCUCUGCAGACAGCGAAUUUGACUGUUUGUCUAGACCCCCGACAGAAAACCAGGGGACCAGGAGGCGGAGCGCUGAGGUGCUGAGCCACACCCGUAGCCUCCUGGACACCGUCACCCGGUCCACGGGGACCCCACACUCAGCCGGCACCUCCAGGAGAAGGAGGCCGAAGAGGCUGUGGAUGAGGAGCGGACAGCCGGUCAACGAGUGCCCCCAGUGGGGAGCGCGGGAGCCGAGACCAUCGUAUCCGUCUUGUGGUGUCUCCGUCUUCUGUGUCACCAAGAGAAAGAAGAAAGGCGUGCAAGAAGAAGAGAAAGGGAAGACAGAGUCAAUUCCAGGCAAAGGGACAGCAGUGAUACCCAGAAGUUCAAACCUUACUUGGGGAGUGCAGAGGCCGUACGGCAGGCCCUACAGCCCUGUUCAGGAUUCCCUCAGGGCGGUUCUUUGUGAGAAUAGAUCUGGUUGCCCGAACAAGGUGCUCCCGUUUGAGUACCACUGCCGUUCUCACCAUCCCAGGGAUGUCCUGACCCUAAAAGGAACACCGGCGAACACUGAAUCUGACGGAGAGCAUUCGGAGUAUGACAACGAAGCGCUGGUCUCCCGGGAAUGCACCAGGCAGUCUCCAGAAGGCGGGACGGCCCGGACCCUGAGCCCCAGCCAGGAGGGGUGCAGAGUGGGGGAGGAGGGCGGCAAUGCUGCCUGGGGUGUAAUGGGGAAAAUUGGCGAGGUGGAGGGGAUUGUUCGGAGGGUCGGUCUGACAAGCGCUGACUCUACCGAAGAGGAGACUGAAGAGAGAUUGGAAAGUGUGUUUGGUCUGUUUACCUCUUUGCCUGAUGGGUGUAUCUCUGAGACCCUGACCCAGGCCGCUGUCCAACCUCCACCCGGAACCCUGCCCCAGGCCGCUGUCCAACAUCCACCUGGGACCCUGCCCCAGGCUGCUGUCCAACCUCCACCUGGGACGCUGCCCCAGGCUGCUGUCCAACCUCCUCCUGGGACGCUGCCCCAACCCCAAACCCUGCCAGAGCUCCAGGAUUGGGGGAGCACUCGGGAAGAUCCUCUUCCAGCUGAGGAACUCCGUGCCCUGGGUGAGGCUUUGAGCCAGAGCCUGCGGAGAGCCCUGAGAAUGGAAGGCCUGGGGGAGGACGAGGACUGGGAAACCGUGAGGUGUAGAGAGGAGUUUACAGAAUCCACCUGGACCUAUGACGUCACGCCCCCAAAGAACACUUCCCCAUGGAAAUCCCACAGCCGCCCCACCAACCGCUCUGAUCUCGCCUGUGACAACACAACAACCUUUGAGUCAAUGAGAGAAUGGAAGUGUCCCUUUUCUCUCUCUCUCUUGGACACCUCGCAUAGCCCCAGUAGCGUUGACAGCAUGUCCCCCAUGUUGUCCCCCAUCCUCUCCCCUAUGACCUCUCGUGUGUCCAGCCCCCAGCUCAGCCGGCGUCCUCUCGCUCGAGAAAGACCGAAGUAUGAAGACAGAACAAGGGAUGUGGAAGAGGGGAGAGGGAAGAAGAACUGCCUCGUCCAACGGGCCGGGGGUAGGGAUGGAGGAGGCGGAGAGUCAUCGGUCCCCGAGCGAGCAACACCUGAGAAGAGCGGGGCCAGGAAGAGAGUGGCAUGGCUGGACCUGAAGCUAAAUGAGCAGAACCAGAGUGACAACCAGAACCAGGACAGCUUCAGUGGGUCCAAGACCGGUGUUUCCAGUUGGUCGUCAGUGCUGUCCUCAGACGAGGCCCUGCAGAGACAAGAGGAGAUCUGGCAGAGAGAGGUGGAGGAGUCCUUGUCCUUCUGCAGGUCCCUGUCCCGGCCUUCUCGCCCCAAACACGUCGACUUCCUCAGGAUCACACCCCUAGAUGAUGACAUCAUCAGCGACUCCCCGAUCCCUCCACAGUUUUCAGAGGUGUCCGCCCCGGGAGAUGGAGAGGACCGGUCCACCCCAGGACGGCUGCAUGCUAUCUGGCCCCCAACCAAGGAGGAGAAGGUGGGGCUGAAAUACACGGAAGCAGAACACCAGGCAGGCCUCCUGCAGCUGAAGAGAGAAUGCAAAGAGGAGGUGGAGAAGCUACAGGACGAGUUUAGGAAACAGCUGAGUCAGGAGAGAGGGGACAGCGAGGAGCGUGUGUACCGCCUGGAGUGCACUCUGGUCCGGCUUCAGGGUGACCUAGCCCGGGGCCACCGGUCCACCGACCGCCGGGACGUGGCCGUAUCCACCUCGGACGACCUCUCACCCCGGGGCUUCCGCACCGUGUGCGUCCAGACGGAUCGCCAGACCUUCCUCGGGACGGCUGAGCACGAGGAAGGAAGCGCCCGGAGCCCCCAGUCACCACGCAACGUGCCCAAGAGGCUGGACCUGUCUUCUAUCGGUCUAAAUCUGUCUGGAAAGGCUCCCCCUCCCUCCUCUCUCCCUUCUGUCUCCCAGCUCCUCCCUUCUCCUCCUCCUCCCCCCCAGUCACAACCUAUUCCCCUUCAAGCAGUUCCCUCAGACAAAACUGGUCCUCCGCCACCUCCUGUACCUCCUCCACCCCCUCCACCUCCUCCUCCAUUUGCGAACCAGACCCGGGGACUGGAUGGCCUCCCUCCACCCCCUCUUCCUCCACCCAUGCCAGGUCACGUCCCCCCUCCCCCCCCUCCCCCCCCACCAGGCUGCGGUCCCCCACCACCUCCUCUUCCGGGGGGUCUUAACCUCUUUGGGUUGAUGGAUGCGUCCCCCAGGAAGCCGGCUGUGGAAACGGUCUGCCCCAUGAAACCCCUCUACUGGACCCGGAUCCAGAUACAGGACAACAAUAGCAACACACUGUGGAACUCUCUUGAGGAACCAGACAUCCUCAAUGCCCCAGAGUUUGAAGAGUUGUUCUCUAAGUCCACAGUGCAGACCAAGAAAAAACCUCUGGCAGACGCCUAUGAGAAGAAAGCCAAGGCCAAGAAGAUCGUUAAGCUUCUGGAUGGGAAGCGAUCACAGGCCGUGGGCAUUCUCAUCUCCAGUCUGCACCUGGAAAUGAAGGACAUUCAGCAAGCUGUGCUGGCUCUGGACAACUCCGUAGUAGACCUGGAGACCAUUCAGGCGUUGUACGACAAUAGAGCCCAGCCUGAUGAGUUGGAGAAGUUGAAGAAGUAUUGCGAGACCUCUGAGGAAAAACUCCUGGACAAACCGGAACAGUUCCUGUAUGAGUUGUCUCGGAUCCCAGACUUCCCAGGCAGAGCUUCAUGUGUAAUCUUCCAGUCUUUCUUCAAUGACAGCAUUGCCUCCCUACAGCGAAAGCUGGACAUCAUCAUUCGGGUCUGCACGUAUCUGCUGGAGAGGGCCAGCGUGAGGGAGGUGAUUGGUCUAAUUCUAGCUCUGGGGAACUACAUGAACAGCGGCAGCAGGACUAGAGGGCAGGCUGACGGCUUUGGACUGGAGAUCCUGCCCAAGCUAAAGGAUGUCAAGAGCAGGGACAAUCGCAUCAGCCUGGUUGACUACGUGGUGUCAUACUAUCUACGAAACCUGGAUGAGAAUUCCGGAACGGAGAGAAGUGUCUUCCCGCUUCCCGAGCCCCAGGAUGUAAUCCUGGCCGCCCAGGUCAAGUUCGAAGAUGUCACCAAGGAUCUCAGACAGCUGAGGCGAGACUUGACAGUGUGUGAGAAGGGUGUGCAGAAGGUGUGCUCUGGCUCGUCUCAGGAAUAUCUCCAGCCAUUUAAGGACAAGAUGGAGGCAUUCCUUCUGACUGCACAUAAAGAACUGCAAGAAGUGGAUUCCCAGUUGAUGUUUGCACAGAAACGUUUCCAAGACUUGGUGAAGUUCUUAGGCCUGAAGCCCAAGACCGGAAAGGCAGAGAUGGAAACCGGUCUCUUCUUCAUGCUUUGGUUCGAGUUCUGUUCUGAUUUUAAGACCAGGUGGAAGAGGGAGAACAAGAAUAUCUCCAAAGAGAGGCUGAAAGAGGCCCAGCUCUCAGUGAAAAAGAUCACUGCCGACAAGAGUGUGGAGACGAGGAAGGUUAAACCAAACAGUCUGAAAGAGAGACUGCGCCAGAAAGAAGCGAGCAUGGUGACCACCAGCUGAAAGGCAGAGCAAGGUAGGGAAGACAUCGAGGAGGAGACUGAUGGGCGGAUGUGGACAUGGACUGGUCCCUGAGCCACCUACACAGCCAGGACAAAGAUGACCGUGCCGGCCUCUAGUCCCUGCCCUCCUCCUGAUGGAUCAAACCUGGAACACUGUUCUCCAUAUUUUUCACCUGCCCCUGCCGGACACCAGAGGAAUCAGAAUCGCCUCCACUCACCAAGUACAAUCAUAUAUUCUCAGACUUUUGCUUGAUUGUUUUGUCCUAGGUAAUUCUAGUGGUAGACAACAUGUAGGACAGCAUAUACAACAGAGACACUUUACACCAAAUCUACUUGAGACUACAAUUUUUUAAUUUGUGUACAGUAUGCUUUAAAGUAACUACAGUUUUGGGGACAUUUGCUGAUUUACAUUCCUCAUAAGGUGCUUGUAAAAGGAGACAUUUACUGACCAAUGCCAAGCUAGCAACACAACGACGAUAAUUAAUAUUUCUUGUUCUUUUCUUAUGGAUUCAUUUAUACUUUUACAAAUGGGAUUUUCCUAAUUAAAGAAAGUAUGUUUUUUUAAUUCAA
Esox lucius (northern pike) is the source of this 5464-nucleotide messenger RNA. RefSeq names its product formin. Gene Ontology annotation, biological process: actin nucleation. The record is from RefSeq and is a predicted model, not a curated record. NCBI's taxonomy places the organism in Eukaryota, Metazoa, Chordata, Actinopteri, Esociformes, Esocidae. Gene Ontology annotation, cellular component: actin filament; endoplasmic reticulum membrane; nucleus. Gene Ontology annotation, molecular function: microtubule binding.